AGUAUCUUCCUUUUUCCUGGCUCAUUGCUUCCUGUUUCAACAUCAGUGUUCAUAUAAAUGACUCCCCUGCCCACAGAGAAGGUGAGUCACUCGAGGCACAACACACUGAGGACAGCCAAGAUGAAAGUCCAAAACAUGACAUUCAAGGAGGGGCAGGAAUUUAAGAUUCGCCUUAAGCCCAAAGAUGAUUGCAAUAGCUUUGCGAUCAACAUUGGUCAUGACUCCGACAACAUUGCGAUGCACUUCAACCCUCGGUUUGACGCUGAAGGAGAAACCAACACCAUUGUCUUCAAUUCCCUGUCUGGUGGGUGCUGGGGCGAUGAGCAUCGGAUCCCAGACUUUCCCUUUGCACGUGGGGAGGAAUGCAAGUUUUACAUCAACUUCAACUAUGAGCAGUUCUACAUCAAACUUCCUGAUGGAACCAUGACCAACUUCCCCAAUCGUCUUGGAGAUGUCAAGUACCAGUUCUUCAGUGUCAGCGGUGAUGCAAAGAUUGUGGGAAUCAAGAUCAAGUAGAAGCUGAACUAAACCCUGAUGUGAAGCUUGUUCUCUCUCUGCUUGUUGUUGAAUGGAAAGAGACAUUCUAAACAUUGAGGCCAGACAUGAUUCGAUAUCUUUUGUCAAGCUUAAAAAAACCUUCCUUUGCAUAUAAACUGCAAUUGUUCUUAUUUUGUAAUAACAACAAACGGCCUAAAGAUGGAGCCACAACAUAUCUUACCACAUGGAAGGCUGAUAGCUCAUUAAUAACUUGUUUCCAAUAAAAGCUGAAUAAAUACAAGA
Molecule: messenger RNA, 780 nt
Organism: Menidia menidia (Atlantic silverside)
Lineage: Eukaryota; Metazoa; Chordata; Actinopteri; Atheriniformes; Atherinopsidae
Source: the annotation of a GenBank genome assembly